AUGAUACCACGCGGAAUGAUUGCCCUUGUCCACACGCACACACUACUUUUACUGACCAUGCUCAUAGCUCACAUCUAUCACACUCACACUAUCCCUUCUCAGCAUCGCUCCCUCAUGUUACCGGCACCCCGAGGCCCCGAGGCUUGGUUACUUCGGUAUCAGACGGUAGGCGGCGGUGCCGUACCCCUCAAGCCUCAAGUGAACAAAUGUGACAAGAAAUCAUGUAUAAUAUCCCGUUCCCUUCUCCCUUCAAAGACCAUCACCAUCACAUUGACACAUCGACCCUCAACGAUCUCUCGAUAUACAAGUUUAACAGACCCGGAUCAACACAUCCUUGUCGUCCCGCUUUUCGUUUUCCCGACAACCACUUUCCGUCCCGUCACUUUUCUACUCGAAGGGGGAAAGACCUUUUCUGAUAACAUGUUACCUUGUUCUAUCCCCUUGCCCGAAUCCCCUAUCCAGAGACCAUCCUCAAAUAUUGAUUUCUCCAACCAAGUCGCGCCAUUCCCUCUACCACCUGCUCGACCAGCUAGCACUCCUCCAAUCCUUCGUUCCCUGGGUCUCAUCGAUACACCAGAAACACUUCGAAGCCCCAUCAGACAGGUGAUUGAACUUCCAAUGUCUAUGUUUGACACACCUCUUUCUCGGCGAUUUAGCCAGGGAGCCAACCUCGAUACCAUUUCCGAAAUUUGUGAACCGACAGUUCUUUCGACACCCAGUGUGAGCCAGACUGAGAUCGAUGGACAUGGAAGGAGAAUGGUACAACUUGCUCAUGGAGAAGAAGUAAAUUGGGCACGUCCAUUGAUGGCAAAUACGGAAGAUGCGGAAGUUCGUAUCUUUGGUGCAUCUCAGCAACGUAUUCGUCGUGUGGCUGCCCGUGCCAUCUUGACUCAACAACCGCUCACUCCACCUUCUUCCGAUGACGGUCAAGUCUUAACUCCUUCCUCAGAAACCUACGCCUUAUAUAGACAACUACAACAACUUACUUUCGAAUCUGCAGAUUCGUCUGAAGCGAAAAAUUUAGACAUCACUCCAUUCAACUUGAACACACCGUCAUCCUCUCCCACACCCAUUCCUCGUGUUCGGCCUGCCAGCUGGAUGAUCUCCACAUUUCCUCAGCCAGACACGAGUGAUCCCACAUAUCUUGGCCUCAUGCGAUCCGGAAGUCAAUGGACAACUUAUUCAGGGGCUACCAUGUCUCGAGGUCCUAGUCACGUCAAGGAAAAGAAGAUCAAACGAAAAGCCGUUCCUGCUCUUCCCGCCGAUCUGUUCUCCCCUGAAAUCGCCGUCGCUUCCACAUCAUCUCCACCUCCUUCAGCCUUCGCUCGCCACACUUCUCCACUACCUCAGUUCGCGCCCCACUCACCCUCAACCACACCGGAGCCUUUUGCCAGACCUCCAUUCAUCAGAGCGGCAACUUCCACUCGUCAACCAAUCACUGAUAAACACGACCUUUCCGACCAGUUAUCAACAAAGAUGGACAUAGUGAUCCCUACGCCUGCCUCAACUCCAUCUAUGCGUCUCACCAGCAAGAGCAUGCUCACACUUCCAUUAACGAUGCACCAACUCGAAGUCGCUCCUCCUCUUCCCCUCACUCCUCGUUCACCCGUCUUACUGUCUCUUCCACCCUCGAAGACUUCUGCCCCACGUCAAAAUGAAGACACCCGUACUCCACCUCGUAAAGGUUUAGGUUCUCUCUAUGCCACUGCCAGGGGUGCAGUCAGCGCUUUCGAUUUGACCAUCUCGUCUCGUCGAACGUCUCAAAAACCUCCUAGCACCUUACCUCGAGUAGGUCCCAGUAUCCAAACAACACGUUCCAUCUCACCUCCUCAUGUCAUACCCACAACAGUACGCACUCUUCCUAUCCUCUCCGCUUCGGCCAACAAAUCCACUCCGGUACUCAAUAUCACCACAAAUAAAUUUCAAAACGUACCGUUGUCUGGACAAGUUCGUACUUCUCCCAUGGGACACAAACGUGAGCUGUCCGGAUGGUCCACAGUAUCGGGAUCCUAUGAGACAAGUAGUGAAGGGCAUUCCUUCGACGGGUACGAACUUCGUACGCCUACAGAUACCGAUGUCGAGGGAGGAGUACAUAUGAGGGAGUUUGGGUUUUUGGCGGGGAAAGAAUCAAAGAUGAACGUGGGAGAAGUGUCGGUGUUGGACAAGGUGGACAGAGGACAGGAUAUGCGAGGGAUGAAGGAGAAGGAGAAGAGACAUGCGAGUUUGUCAAGAGGUUUGAGUAAACUUAAAGUUGCCAGAGGGUUGUCGAGAUUGUUAAAUCGAGGCUGA
Molecule: messenger RNA, 2289 nt
Organism: Tremella mesenterica DSM 1558
Lineage: Eukaryota; Fungi; Basidiomycota; Tremellomycetes; Tremellales; Tremellaceae
Exons: 3
Coding region: 1-2289 (762 amino acids)
Source: RefSeq, a predicted model, not a curated record